Molecule: messenger RNA, 1599 nt
Organism: Megachile rotundata (alfalfa leafcutting bee)
Lineage: Eukaryota; Metazoa; Arthropoda; Insecta; Hymenoptera; Megachilidae
Product: collagen alpha-1(III) chain-like
Source: RefSeq, a predicted model, not a curated record
AUGGCGAAAGAACAAGACAGCAGUUGUCACCCUGAAAAAAUGAGACUAAAAGGACCAUCAGGUGGACCUAGAGAUCAAGGUGAACCUAGAGAACAAGGUGGACCUAGAGGACCAUCAGGUGGACCUAGAGAACAAGGUGGACAUAGAGAACAAGGUGAACCUAGAGGACCAUCAGGUGGACCUAGAGAACAAGGUGGACCUAGAGGACCAUCAGGUGGACCUAGAAAUCAAGGUGAACCUAGAGAACAAGGUGGACCUAGAGGACCAUCAGGUGGACCUAGAAAACAAGGUGGACCUAGAGAACAAGGUGAACCUAGAGGACCAUCAGGUGGACCUAGAGAUCAAGGUGGAUCUAGAGGACCAACAGGUGGACCUAGAGGACUACCAGGUGGACCUAGAGAGCAAGGUGGACCUAGAGAACAAGGUGAACCUAGAGGACCAUCAGGUGGACGUAGAGAUCAAAGUGGAUCUAGAGGACCAUCAGGUGGACCUAGAGAACAAGGUGGACCUAGAGGAGCAUCAGGUGGACCUAGAGAACAAGGUGGACCUAGAAGACCAUCAGGUGGACCUAGAGAACAAGGUGGACCUAGAAGACCAUCAGGUGGACCUAGAGAACAAGGUGGACCUAGAAGACCAUCAGGUGGACCUAGAGAACAAGGUGGACCUAGAAGACCAUCAGGUGGACCUAGAGAACAAGGUGGACCUAGAAGACCAUCAGGUGGACCUAGAGAACAAGGUGGACCUAGAAGACCAUCAGGUGGACCUAGAGAACAAGGUGGACCUAGAAGACCAUCAGGUGGACCUAGAGAACAAGGUGGACCUAGAAGACCAUCAGGUGGACCUAGAGAACAAGGUGGACCUAGAAGACCAUCAGGUGGACCUAGAGAACAAGGUGGACCUAGAAGACCAUCAGGUGGACCUAGAGAACAAGGUGGACCUAGAAGACCAUCAGGUGGACCUAGAGAACAAGGUGGACCUAGAAGACCAUCAGGUGGACCUAGAGAACAAGGUGGACCUAGAAGACCAUCAGGUGGACCUAGAGAACAAGGUGGACCUAGAAGACCAUCAGGUGGACCUAGAGAACAAGGUGGACCUAGAAGACCAUCAGGUGGACCUAGAGAACAAGGUGGACCUAGAGGACAAGGUGGACCUAGAGAACAAGGUGAACCUAGAGGACCAUCAGGUGGACCCAGAGAUCAAGGUGGAUCUAGAGGACCAUUAGGUGGACCUAGAGAACAAGGUGGACCUAGAGGACCAUCAGGUGGACCUAGAGAACAAGGUGGACCUAGAAGACCAUCAGGUGGACCUAGAGAACAAGGUGGACCUAGAAGACCAUCAGGUGGACCUAGAGAACAAGGUGGACCUAGAAGACCAUCAGGUGGACCUAGAGAACAAGGUGGACCUAGAAGACCAUCAGGUGGACCUAGAGAACAAGGUGGACCUAGAGGAGCAUCAGGUGGACCUAGAGAACAAGGUGGACCUAGAGGACCACCAGGUGGACCUAGAGAACAAGGUGGACCUAGAGGACAAGGUGGACCUAGAGAACAAGGUGAACCUAGAGGACCAUCAGGUGGACCUAGAGGACAAAGUAGACUUUGA